GACGAGACCCGCACCAAAUUCGACGGCAUCACUGAUACUCCGUACUCAUUUUCACCUCGAGCGAAUCAAGAGACAGUACCACGCAAGCAAGAAGGCUCCUCAGGGCCGUUCCGCAGACCCCGAGCUAAGGUAGCACUGGGGACAGGCAAACGAGCCGGCGACGAACAAGGGCAUAUGGCGGAUACCAAUACUGGCUCAACGGCGAGACAUGAAACGACGAGAAACACCUGCACAAUUCCCAACAUGCAGGGUGGGCGUUCGCAUUUCCCAAUCCCACCCGAGGUGGGUGAUAAGAUUUGCAGAUUUGAGAAUGUAACUCGUACGCAUUGCCAUGCCUACCCGUAUUCUACAAGCUACCGCGCUUCAUCGAUAAUUUAUUUCACCACUACCGCGAUAGGCCUGUCACUACACUGUACCUCAGGCUCAUUUUCGAGUUCGUUGGCCGGAUCAUCAGCUCUCCCCACCAUUCGGAUGCUUCCAUUCGCCUUCUGUGCCCCUGGCAUUGUCCAACUAGUAGCAUCCAAUGAUACCGACGGCGUUGAUGCGGCAGUAAUCCACCAAUGCAAGGCGGGCCAGGUACCGAAUACCUCCCACACAGCCGAAUGGGAAAGAUGUGCUCCGGUACCUGAACAUCGCGACGCUGGGAUGCUUGACAGCGUAGUUGGACGGACACACGGGCCUGGCAUAAUUGACCCUAGUAGGCGUUUGCCUGCUGUUUCGGAGGCUUGUGCGAGCAGCCAAGGCAGCGCCAGAUCCAUCGGAGACGCUAUGUAUGCACAAAGCUAAGCAACUGGCCGUCUUCUCUUUUAUGUUCUUAAAAAAGCGUGGUGGUGGUACGGACACCGCCCGUGGUGCC
Colletotrichum godetiae is the source of this 856-nucleotide messenger RNA. RefSeq lists its product as uncharacterized. NCBI's taxonomy places the organism in Eukaryota, Fungi, Ascomycota, Sordariomycetes, Glomerellales, Glomerellaceae. The coding region runs from base 175 to 786 and encodes 203 amino acids. The record is from RefSeq and is a predicted model, not a curated record. The transcript is spliced from 2 exons.